Molecule: messenger RNA, 420 nt
Organism: Rotaria sordida
Lineage: Eukaryota; Metazoa; Rotifera; Eurotatoria; Philodinida; Philodinidae
Source: the annotation of a GenBank genome assembly
AUGGCUACCAGUGGUGUUGAAGCGCUUAAAGGUACAUGGGAAUAUGUUGAUGGUGAAAAUUUUGAUGAUUAUAUGAAAGAGCUUGGUGUUGGAAUGGCAACACGCUUGGCAGCUAAAGGAAUAAAACCGCGUCUUAUUAUCAGUGACAAUGGUGGUAAAUGGAAUCUACGAGCGGAAAGUACACUAAAAACAACAUCAUACGAUUUUACACCUGGUGUUGAAUUCGAUGAAACAACACCUGAUGGACGAGAAGUUAAAUCAACCAUCAACUUUGAAGGUGAUAAAUGGGUUCAUACAUCAGUCGACAAAAAUGGAAAACGGUCUGUGGUUCAACGUUAUAUCGAUGAUAAAGGUCAACAAAUGAUUGAUAUGGAAUGUGGUUCAGUUAAAGCUCGUCGUUGGUAUAAACGUUCUUCAUAA